AUGGCGCGUGGCCUGAGCCGCGAGCAGUCCAAGGAGAAGAACCUCAAGAAGCAGCAGAACGCGGCGAAGGGUAACACCGAGAACCUCACCCCCGCGCAGAGGGCCGAGCGCGACAAGGCCGCGAUGGCCGCCAAGAAGGCCGCCAAGGACGCGGCGAAGGCUGAGCUCGCCCAGUCGGCGGACGGCGCCGCACAACUCGCAGCGGAGGAGAAGCGCAAGGCGGAGCAGCGCGCCAGGCAGAAGGAGGGCAGCUUCGCGGCGAAGAACCCCCUGCUGGCCAAGCAGCUCAAGAAGACGGGCAAGUGACGAGAACGCGACGCGUCGCGGGAACGAAGUGUCGCAUCCCACCGCGGACGAUUGCCUAGCUAGCUCACGCGACGUCGACGGAUCAGAUUUCUCCUCCUGAUUGAAACCAAUCGGUUUGCUGCUACGUA
This is a messenger RNA of Micromonas commoda, 434 nucleotides long. RefSeq lists its product with no specific name. Bases 1 to 306 code for a protein of 101 amino acids. The record is from RefSeq and is a predicted model, not a curated record. The transcript has a single exon. NCBI's taxonomy places the organism in Eukaryota, Viridiplantae, Chlorophyta, Mamiellophyceae, Mamiellales, Mamiellaceae.